GGAACGGUCAGACGGGCACUACGAUCGGAGGCUGUUUAAAAUUCAUCCAUCGUUUCUAUUAAAUUCAAGGACCUCGAAAAACGACACGUGCGGCUUUCUCACGAUCAUUUGAACAUUUUUGCCUGUAUAGCUUUUUACGCGAAUCAAACACUUUUAUAAAUGCAACAAAGGACAGGACACUAAAUAACCAAAAGAGUAUUUCACACGUUCGUGUAGGCUAUUCCGUCCUUUUUCAUUGGUUCAAAAUACUUCCCUCUUAUUUAGGAGGAAGUAACGCAGCUACAUUUGCUCUUGAUUUGUUUUACUGUUUCCAUUUCUUCAUCUUUGAAAACGAAGUUUUGUACAAAUAAGGACCAUUGGAGGAAAAGUGGUAAAAAUAUAAAAACCGAAAAUGACGGGUAAAUCUGUGAAAGACAUCGACAGAUAUCAGACUGUGCUCACCUCUCUCCUUUCGCAGGAGGAAAAUAAAUUCUGCGCUGACUGUAAAGCCAAAGGUCCCCGAUGGGCUUCCUGGAAUCUGGGAAUAUUCAUCUGCAUCCGCUGUGCAGGAAUCCACCGGAAUCUGGGUGUGCACAUCUCCCGGGUCAAGUCUGUCAACCUGGACCAGUGGACCCACGAGCAGAUCCAGUGUGUCCAGGAGAUGGGGAAUGGCAAGGCCCGUCGCCUAUAUGAAGCCUUCCUCCCAGAGUGCUUCCAGCGGCCAGAAACAGACCAAGCUGCAGAGGCCUUCAUCAGGGACAAGUAUGAGAAGAAGAAGUACAUUGACAAGUGCAUCAACAUCCAGACCUUCAGGAAAGAGAAGAGCAGUGAUUCUGUUGCCAAAGAGGCACCUGUUGUAUUUGAGAAAAUGAAACCGAAGAGGGAGGAGUUGCAGCAGAUCAGGAUCACCCCAAAGAAACCAAGUCUACCAGUCACUGACCUCUUAGGACUAGAUACCCCUGCUCCAGUGGCUGCUGUUCCUAAUGGGAGACCCAGCCCGGCCGUGUCCCACUCAAUGGACCUGUUCGGCUCCAUGGCCACGCCCGCCUCCAACUCCGCCAACAGCACGCCUGCUUCCGGGUCCAUGCCCACAGGCCGGGGGGCCAGCUCGGUACCAGAGAACCUCAGCCUGUUCCUGGACCCACCGACCAAGACCGAGGAGAGCGGGAAGCUGUCAAAGGACUCCAUCCUGUCGCUUUACAGCACAGUAACGCCACAGGCCCACAACAUGGCCGCACACGGUGGCAUGUACAUGACCCCGGCUCAGAUGGGCUACGCUCCGACAGGGUAUGGCGGUUACCCGGCCCAGGCGGUGCAGGGGGGCAUGAUGGGAGGCAUGCUGGGACACCAGGUCGUGGCCCCGCAGCAGGGCGUACCCACCUCCUCGGCCUACAUGCCCGGAGCGCAGGCAGGGAUGAUGGGGGUGCAGAACGGCAUGAUGGGAGGGAUGGCGGCCCUACCUCAGCAGAUGUACGGACUGCAGCAGACCCAGCAGUUACAGUGGAACAUCGCCCAGAUGACUCAGCACAUGGCUGGCGUGAACUUCUAUGGUGCAAACAGCAUGAUGGGAUACAGUCAGCCCAUGGGCGGAGCUGCAGCACCAGGCUCCGGUCACAUUGUGGGGUCACAUGUGUGGAAAUGAUCCUGCACCUGUGGAUUCAGGGGGGGGGGAGGAGAUGGGCAGGGUAUGGGAAGGGCAACUGCCAUCGAAAACAUCAGCCAUUUUAAAGACUGGAGAGACGAGGUGGAAGGUUUCCCCCACCUCCCUCUCUCUGUCUUCUUCACAGCCAUUUUCCGGUUCUCCAUGCUUGCCUUCAGACAUCGUGUGACCUCACAGGGGUCAGAGGUCAGAGGUCUGCUGUGCUUCAACCUGUUCCUGGUCGCACCACGGCCAGGACACAGUCCCAGCACCCCAUGCUUCUCCUUUUUUUAAAAAGCAACAACAAUCAUUGGUUUCCUGCAACUCACAGCUAUUCAAAUAGUUGAUUUCAUGAUUAUCACUCUUGUCUUGUAAUGUUUUCAAACUCAGACUAGUUCGAGACAAAAAGCAGGAUUACAGUGAUAAAAUGCAGUAAAUAAUGCACUUGGUGGGUGGGUGAGGACUUGGUAAGACCUCUGACCUCAUGACAGAGAGUAGAGACAGGCCUGUUUUGCACUGUUCCUGCUUUGGGCCAAAUCCUCUCUGUGUGUCAAAUGUGAUUCCUCAUGAAAUAUUAUGUUGUGUGUGAAAGUCCGUCCAGGAAUGUUAGUCUCGUUGGGCGUCUCUGGUGAAACUAUUCCGCAUUAUUAAUAGAAUUUUGGGUUCAUAAACGUCUCUGUUUGAAAUGUAUCUUGCUUCAAGGAGACAAACUGGUCAAGAGGGAAAUAUGGAAGAAUCUCUGUGAUGCUAUACCAUGGUUCCUGCUUAGCCAUAAUUUGCAUUAUCUCCUGUUAAAAAAAAAAGUGAGGCUUUCAGAGACCGCAGACUUGUAACUAUACUUCAGGACAGAAUAGGUCCCUGUCAAAAAGAGCAGGCAGUUUACUUUCUUCUCAUAAGACUUUGUUGUAAUUCAGCAUCAGGGAUAGGUUGAACCUUUUCAAUUCAAAUUCAUUUAGAAAAGGAUUGUUUUCGGAAAGACACGGUUUUGAUUAAUAUUAUUUAAAAUGAUUGAUGAUUGGAAGCCAAAGAUGUACAAUAGCUUUACAGCAGCCUUAAAUCUCUGUAAUCAAAGGACUGCUUUCUCAAAUUGAAGGACUGCCAUCUUUAACUGAAAGACUGCUCUUUUAAAUUGAAGGACUCUUGAGUCAUUCUUGUGCUACUGAAUAGCCACUGCAUGCUGAAGGCCUCUAUAGUACCAGGGGACUUGCAACAACAUAGCUGUUUGUAAUUUAGAGCUUCGAGUCCUUUCCCCUUAUUGCAGGUCAUCCUGUAAUAUUUUGCUAUUGCCGCUUUACACUUGGAUUCAUAGUCGGUGCAGCCGCAACAGUCAAACCUCACACCAAAUUUCUCAACCUGUCACUGUGACAGACGUAGGCGUAUAUAAGCGUCCGUUAGUCAGAUAUUAAAGAAAAUAAGUCCCGGAAGAUACUGCGGUAUGCUUCAAUGUUUGCUAGUAGAGGAGAAAAUGGCUUCAUUACCGCCAGAGUAGUAGCUGCUCGAGGCCAAGCUCUGCUGAGGGGACGUGAAAGGAGACCGGCGAGGUGGAGAUGGAGGUGGCCAUGGAUAGUGCUCCUCCGCUCUCUGUGGAUGAAGAGAUGGAGCGCUAAGAUGGAGUGAUGGGGAGGCUUAUUAGCUCAAUGCUGGGGACAGUUAAACAAUUAGCAGUUAGCAUGCUUAUCAAGUGCGCUAAUUUGCUACUACUAUUAACUGCUUUUUAUCAAUUGUAAGAAAGAGAUUGGAGUAAUUUACAUCAUUUGUAAUGGGAGAGAAUCCCGCAUAUCCGUAUUGACUUUACACCACAUAAUUCUGGCAGUAAAAGGGAAAUGGGCUGUUGAUGAAUUAAGCAAUUAUACAAAUUAUGGGAGUAAUUAAAGAGAAGCUUUUGAUUUUACCCUCCAAUUUGUUGAGCUCUCAAGUCUCCACUGAGAUGCGGGGAGAACCUGAGGAAGGAGAACUUUUCUCUGGGCAUUCCCCCUCUGACUGUAGAGUUGUGAUUGUCUUCGUGUUGUAGAGAUGGAUUUAAUUAAGGGUAAAGGGGCCAAUGCACUUUACACUAUGAAUGUUGACUUCUGCAUAUACCUGCUGCCUCCUUUGACUUGUUUGCACAGAAGGACCCAACACUCUGCGUAGUACUUUCUAAACCAGUGGUCUCCAACCCUGGUCCUGGAGAGAUACUGGAUCUGCUGGUUUUUGUUUUCACCUUAAAAUCCCAGGUAACCAGGUGAGGUGGGUGAACAGUAAUCAACUGAUGUAAUUGAUUAAUUAAGUGCAGGGUUACAACAAAAACCAGUAGACCCUGCAGCUCUCCAGGAUCAGGGUUGGAGACCACUGCUCUAAGUGUUUGAGCCUGUACUAAUCAACACCUGAAUGCUCUGUGUCCGUUUGUAUGCUCUGUGUCCGUGUGUCCGUCCCCAUGUGUGUGCUUGCAUGCGUGUGUGUGUUUGUUUGAGGGUAUGUGUACGUGUGAACAAAAUGCCUGUUAAGAGUGCAUUUGUCUUUUUUGCUCUUCCUGCAGUGGUCACACUGUUAUCAGGUGAGACCAUGGGGACACUUAAGAGUUUCCAUGGAGAAACAAGAAUUGAGGCUUAGCCACUCCCUGAUGCAAAAACAAAAAAAAAAAAGAGAAAAGCAUUAGAACUUUGCCCUGGUUCUUGGUUUUUCUGUGUGUGUGCGCAGGUCCUGAAACCACUGCAGACUUACUGUGAAAAACUCUGACGCCAUGUUUGUCAGAGAUGAAGCACCCCAGGGUCCCCACUGCGCAGAAACUAACAUAGAAAGGGCUCUUGGGGAUCUCGCUUCUGUACACACGCACACACAAACCAUGAAAGACUGAAUCGGUGAAUGUAUGUAACAAGCCAUCGCGCUACACUGUUUUGCACUUUCUCUGUAAUUUGGAUUGUUGUGUUUAACUCAGGCAGUUACAUUUUAUUCUGGCUUCUGUUGUCACAAGUGUAUCAUUCCUGAUAAGCUCUGGGUUUGGAGGGCGCCGUUCUAUAAUCAUGUACAGUGCACUAGUAUAAGACUUUUCAGAAUGGGACAGUUCUCUAUGAACAGUCCAUCUUAACAACAGUUAUGGUAUGAUCACACCCCUUCUGUAAUUGUUCUCAAGGCUUUCAGUUUCAAUUCUCUUUUUCUUAAAGACUUGUUUAUUAUUAUUAUUAUUGCUGUUAUUAUUCUUAUUGCUUCAGAUAUUAAAAGCAAUGCAUGAAGGUAAUUGUGUAAAUAGUUUUGAUAAUUUGCAGAAUGGUUUUGUCAUAACCAGCCUUCAAAUGUAGGCGCACUUUACUGAUGUGAAUGUGUAAAAAUGUGAUGUGAUUUAGCCAAGGAGGUAUCCCACAGUGUUGUCGGUGUGUGUGUGAUGGAGAGUGAGUGAGUGAACGAGAGAGAGAGAGAGAGAGAGAGAGAGAGAGCGCGCAGCACCACUUCAUGCUUGGAGAAGGGGAAACUGGGAGGGGUUUAUUAGUGAUGUCACCCUGGCCCCUGCAGCUCUACUGCUGCUGUGCACUGACCAUCUAAAACAAGCUGUUGCCAUAACACCGCUGUGAUGUCAUGGAAACGUUCUGCUGUGAGUCAGACACAGGGCCCUGGGGGCACUCAUAGCAGUUUGACUUCUGCCAUCCUGCAGGUCUGUCUGUCAACUAGGCUCACUGGUAAAUGGUAAAUGGUAGGCAUUUAUAUAGCACCUUUAUCCAAAGCGCUGGACAAUUGAUGCUUCUCAUUCACCCAUUCACACACCAACAGUGAUUGGCUGCCAUGCAAGGCACCAACCUGGUAGCACUGGCUCAUUUACAGAAAUGGUCCUUGUGGCCUAUUGGCCAAAUUACGGAUCAAUUCAAGUUGAGGGCCACAGGUGACCAUAGGAAGCCUGGGAAAUGUAUUCUCCCUGAUAAUGAUUGUGGGUGAGAUCGGCUAAGAAAGCGUAAUGUGUAGGCCAUCUUUAAGGUUUCGGAAAGCACCUGGAAUCAAUAGUGAGCCACCAUUAGUCUGUACACAUGGUCACCCUCGUCAGGGUCCUAUUGAAAGCCAUUGGUUGUAAGGUUAACCGCUUUAAAAAGCGAAGAGAAAAUACUUGGAAGAACAACACCCUCUUGUGGUUCAUUGGUGCUAUUGUGCGUUAUCAGCCCUGUUGUUGCUUACUGCUUGUGCUUCAAGGAAAGAUGAGGUAUGCUUGAAAUUUAGAUUCCAUUUUCUGCUCCUUUUUUUUCUUUGUGAAUUAUCAGCACAAAAAAUGAAUGUAACUUUUUUUUUUUUUUUUGGUUUUUCAUGCUAAUGCUAUAAUUAACUUGGAUUUUUCAUUUUCAGUGGCAUUGGGUUUAUAUGUUUUUGGGCUUGUGUUUAUUAAUUAUUUAUCUGUGGACUUGCAAUGUGUAUUAAUUAUAUGCUUUGGUAUUUUUGCCUCCUUUUUCUUUUAUAUAUUCUAUAUUGUUUUAUCAAUAUGUAAAAAGGCUUGUCAAUGUGGGGUAACAAAAAAAUAAAUGAUAGUUUUAUUGAUA
Molecule: messenger RNA, 6111 nt
Organism: Conger conger (European conger)
Lineage: Eukaryota; Metazoa; Chordata; Actinopteri; Anguilliformes; Congridae
Gene: smap2
Product: small ArfGAP2
Exons: 10
Coding region: 392-1621 (409 amino acids)
Biological process (GO): regulation of clathrin-dependent endocytosis
Molecular function (GO): GTPase activator activity
Source: RefSeq, a predicted model, not a curated record